This is a messenger RNA of Amoebophrya sp. A25, 1147 nucleotides long. Lineage: Eukaryota; Dinophyceae; Syndiniales; Amoebophryaceae. The record is from the annotation of a GenBank genome assembly.
CGUCGACCGACCGCGGCGCUUCUCUCUCUCCAUUUGGUCCCACCGCGACGGCGGUUGACGUGCGCGAAAUCUUCGCGAAAAGUUGCUUGGGUUGGUCUUCGUUGUCUUUUUGCUUUUAUGGCCAAAGAGGCCACCGGGGUGGCUUCGGUGGCUUCGGCUGCCUUCUUUUGUUUUGUGUUUCGUCUUUGGUAGCAGCCCCAGCGUCGGCGUUGCGUGAGUGUUGACGGACCGCCCGCGCAUCGUUUUGGGCUUGGCGGUUCGUUGGUUUGUGGGAAAAUUGUUGAGAUUUUCUUUAGCUCGUUAGUAUUUCUUUCCUCGCCACGAUCUCAAUCUGUAUCAAUCUUCCACGUCGUAGCUUUAUUUAUAACAACAACAGAAUUGAAUGGUCUUAGUCUUAGAAAUAAGUCGUCCUAGGUUCAUCUUAUUAUAACAGCAACAUUAAUUAUGCCUGUCGCCCCUCGAUGUCCUCACAGCGAUGAAUGCGAAGAUGGCAAGUAUGUGCCAACCUCUUGCACAUCGACAUCGACUACAGCAUGAUUUUUUUUGAAACCUUUAUGUUGAAAAAAAUGUAGCCGUCCACGUCGUCCCUGUCGCGGUGGAGGACGCGCAAUUGUGCACUCGUGGUUAAGGCUCAGACUUCAGAGUUGCUCAUACGUUAAGGACUCUGACAUCAAAGGGAGGGCACUUUGAAAGAACCAACAGGGGGAGAUGUGUGUUGAUCUCUUCCUAUCAGAAUCACCAGCGACCAAGGACUGCUGGUCUCUAAUUAUAACGGGACCCCUGGCUGUUGAAUGCAUUCGCAUUGCCCGCUGCAGGGAAAACUGUCGACUUCACUCGCACUGCUGUUGAUUGCGCCUCUAAGAAUGAUACUAUGGUGCAGGGAAAACUCAAACUGGUGUAGUCCUAGUCGAAGAAGACUAUGACGAAGUAGAACAAGCAGUCGAGUCUGGCGUAUGAAAAGACGAGGAUUCUCUUCUUUCUGCUUGUGCUAACUCUCCAGCCGAGCACGAACUAUGCAGACUGCGAGGUUUUAAUUUCUGUACUACAUGUCCAACUUCAGCCCAGCACGAACUAUGCACAUGCAAGAUCUUCAUGUAACAAGGAGGAUGUAAGUGCGGUGGAGUUCGUGGACCACACACCUUCUUGA